AUGGAGCUGUACAACGCCCUGUGCCCCCGCACCCUGCUCGUCAUACCCAACGCAAAGGCCGACGAGAAGAGCCAGAAGAAGCACGAGAAGAUGGCCACGUACAAGUUCAUCCAGGCCUGCGUCAACGAGCUGGGCAUCUCUCAGGAGGGCUGCUUCAUCCUGAGCGACCUGUACGGCGACGACACCACGGGCUUCGUCAAGGUCACCAACGUAGUCAACCGCGUCCUCGACUCCCUCGUCCGGAUGGGCAAGAUCGACCCUGCCGCCGUCGACAUCUCCGACAGCGCCUCCGUCACCUCCUCCAUCAAGCGCUCCCAGCGAGAAUACAUCAUCGACGAGCUGGUCAAGACCGAGCGCACAUACGUCCAGCAUCUCGAGCUGCUGCAGGAGUUCAAGAAGCUCGUAGAAGAAAAGGGCAUCAUCAGCGGCGACCAGGUCCACGAUAUCUUCCUCAAUUUAAACGCGCUCCUCGACUUCCAGCGCCGCUUCCUCAUCCGAGUGGAACAGACGAAUGCGCUGCCCGCCUCCGAGCAGAACUGGGGAAACCUGUUUGUGCUGUACAAGGAUGCCUUCAAAGUCUACGAGCCGUAUAUUGCAAACCAGAAGAAAUGCGAGCAGAUUGCCAUGCGCGAGUUCGACAAACUAAAAGAGACCGGCGGAACCCCCGAGAUGCGCCAGAUGGUCGAAUCUCCCACACUACUCACCUCAUUCCUGCUGAAGCCCUUCCAACGAUUGACAAAAUACCCACUGCUUCUCUCCCAACUGCACAAGAACGGCGACCUUGACGAGCAAAGAAAAGAGGAUCUCACAAAAGGUAUCGAAGCAGCCUCCUCCGUUCUCGCUGGCACAAACGAUGCCAUUGCACGCGAAGAACGUGUCGAGGCUGUCGAGGAGCUCAAGACCCUCGUGGAGGACUGGAAAGGUCACCGCAUUGAGGGCUUCGGUGAUCUGCUCCUCUAUGGUCAAUUCACCGUACUCAAAGGCGACAGCAUGAGCUCGAAGAACGAAGAGCGCGAUUACAAAAUCUACCUUUUCGAGAUGAUACUGCUCUGCUGCAAGGAGAUCAACGUCAACAAGCCUAAAAACAAAAUGUCCACCAGAUCCCUAGUCACCAAGGACGGAAAGCCAAAGCUACAGCUCAAAGGCCGUAUCUUCAUGCAGAACGUCACCGAGACCAUUUCGUUACAAAAGCCAGGCUCUUACACUUGCCAGAUCUUCUGGAAAGGCGACCCAGGGAUCGAGAACUUCAUUAUCCGUUUCACGUCCGAAGAGACGAUGAAGAAAUGGGCUGCUCAGGUGGACGCACAGAGGCGGGUAUGGAAGGACCAAGCACGUUCCAGCGCCAGCACAGUCAACGCCAAACCCUCGGAUACCAACUUCACCUACAUGGCCGGCUUGAACGUCGAGAACCCCUACGCGCAGCAGGAGGAAGAGGACGACGACGACGACGAACCUCCCGCUUCUGGGUACCCACGGGAUAGUUUUGGGAUCAUGCAAAAUAGCUCCAACGGCUCUCCACGGUCACGAUCGACAACUGGCGAAAGUGGGCCGCCGAUGGACGGGACGGAUCCCAGGGUACCUCCUCCGCGUUUUCCCAUGGGUUAUUCGGGUUCCGCUCAGGCGCCACUGACGUUGCGCACACAGCAGCUGCAGAACUCAGGGGCGAUCGAGUCUCAUUUCUCUCCAGUUGUCGAAACACCGAUGUCGUCCUACUCCAAUGCGCGAACGAGUUCAUCGUCUGCAGGUACCUUCCCGUUUCCCCGACAGACACCGCCAAACGUAUAUUCCAACGAGGAGAACAACCGUUACACCGCCCCUGCGCCAUCUCGCGGUCACGGUCGUGAGCCAUCUGGUCAAUAUGCCGCCGCACGCGCCCAAAGGCCGUCGUUGCCAGCCAAUGCCAGUAUGUCAUCUCAAGGUCCACGUCUUCGGGCAGCCAGUAGCCCCGAUAUUCAUAAUGGUAACGUGCCGCGUAAAGGACCAAGCGGGCCCGUGCCAGACGUACCACCCUUCCCAACACACUAUGCUUACAAUGCUGCCAUCGUAAAUCGCAGCCAGAGCAACUCACCAAGUGGCCUGCCCCCGAGAGCAGGCACCCAAUCACCCGCGAUCCAACGAGAUCGCCUCAUUCAGCAACGCACAGCUGCAGAGCUCUCCACCAUGGCCGAUUACCCCGGUGGGCCAGCUCGUCGCGAUCCGAACCUUGCGCCCAUGUCGCGCACUAUGACGCCUGCAUCGUCGUUUGAGCGAACAAUGACACCGGCUUCGGUGGAUUCUCGAAAUAUGUCACCACCGCUGAUAUCAGAGCACUCCAACAUUCCAAGUCAGCUCAAGGUGAAAGUACACUGUCCAUCAGCAGGUAGCUCCAUGGUAUUGGUCGUGAGCACCAACAUCAGCUACCAGUCUCUCAAGGACCGCAUCGACGCCAAACUCCAGCGAUCGACAGCAGUAUCGUUGGCUUCCGGCCAGGUCAAGCUGAAGUACCUCGACAGCGAAGGUACUUAUGUCAGCAUACAAUGCGACGACGACGUUCUGGAAGCCUUUGAGAAUUGGCAAGAGCAGCAAAGAGAUCUCAACCCGGGCGGAGGGCAGCUGGGCGAGAUUGAGCUUUUCUGCCAACGAUGA
Molecule: messenger RNA, 2625 nt
Organism: Ascochyta rabiei
Lineage: Eukaryota; Fungi; Ascomycota; Dothideomycetes; Pleosporales; Didymellaceae
Product: Guanine nucleotide exchange factor for Cdc42p
Exons: 4
Coding region: 1-2625 (874 amino acids)
Biological process (GO): establishment of cell polarity; septin ring organization
Cellular component (GO): cytoplasm; division septum; nucleus
Molecular function (GO): guanyl-nucleotide exchange factor activity; protein binding
Source: RefSeq, a predicted model, not a curated record